This is a messenger RNA of Aspergillus candidus, 1029 nucleotides long. Its product is annotated as FPP/GGPP synthase family protein. Gene Ontology annotation, biological process: isoprenoid biosynthetic process. Gene Ontology annotation, molecular function: prenyltransferase activity. NCBI's taxonomy places the organism in Eukaryota, Fungi, Ascomycota, Eurotiomycetes, Eurotiales, Aspergillaceae. The transcript has 4 exons. The record is from RefSeq and is a predicted model, not a curated record. The coding region runs from base 1 to 1029 and encodes 342 amino acids.
AUGGGAUUCACCAGCAUUCUCCGCCGACUAUCCAGCCGCAAAAGCCCCGAGCCCACGCGGCCAUCCGGGGCUGAGUCUCCUAAUGAUUCGGCUUAUGAGAGCCUCAAUCAUAUCCUUAUCCGGGAUACUAUAUCCGAGGACACAUGGGUAGUCGACAGCAGCAAAAUCACCGGCGGGCCAUUCCACUAUCUUCUAUCAAACUCGGGGAAGAACACCCGCGGUUUCUUGAUCGACGCCUUCAACCAAUGGCUUCAAGUGCCUAACGAAUAUCUGCAAUCUAUCAAAAGAAUUGUCGACAUACUCCACACCGCAUCACUUCUUGUCGACGACAUUGAAGACAACUCCCCUUUACGCCGGGGUCUCCCCGCCGCCCACGUUGUCUUCGGCACCGCGCAAACCAUCAACUCCGCCAACCACGCCUACUUCCUCGCUUCGCAGGAACUACAAAAGCACGAAAGCCUCUCCGCCCACCAGAUCUUCACCGAAGAGAUGCUCAACCUCCACAUGGGCCAAGGCAUGGACCUGUAUUGGCGCGACCUGUCCAUCUGCCCCACAGAAACCGAGUACAUUAACAUGGUCAACAACAAGACCAGCGGUCUCUUCCGAUUGGCAAUCAGACUCAUGAUGCUCGAAAGUUCCUGCACAAAAGACUACGUCCCCCUAGCCAACACCCUCGGCGUAAUCUUCCAAAUCCGCGACGACUACAAAAAUCUGCAAAGCGACGAAUACGCCGCCAAAAAGGGCGUCUGCGACGACAUCACCGAGGGCAAAUUCUCCUUCCCCAUCAUCCACAGCAUCCACGCCAACCCCGACGACAAGGUUCUGCUGAACCUGCUCAAGCAGAAGACGGACAGCCCGGGCGCGAGCGACGUCGCUCUGUCAUGCCUGCGCGCAACGAACAGCUUUGAUUACACCCAGCGGGUGAUACGGGAUCUGGCGCGGCAGGCGGAGGAGUUGGUGGAGGAGGUGGAUUAUGGGAGGGGGAAGUUUCAGGGCAUUCAGGCGGUGCUGGGAUUGCUUCAGAAGUGA